This is a messenger RNA of Rotaria sp. Silwood2, 804 nucleotides long. Lineage: Eukaryota; Metazoa; Rotifera; Eurotatoria; Philodinida; Philodinidae. The record is from the annotation of a GenBank genome assembly.
AUGAAAAGUAAAGACAUACAAACAGCUGUAAAAAAUAAAUAUGAAAACGUUGAUGGACCAACAAAAAUUUACCGUGAUUUAGCUGGUGUAGUUUCAUUAGGAACCAUUAAAUCAUGGAUUCAAAUGAUCAAUCGAAGUGGAUCCAUCAGUUUAUCAUAUUCUCCCGGUCGUCCACGCACCGCUCGGACGAAAACUAAUAUCUCAAAGAUUAAAUGUCGUCUAGCACAGAAGAAACGUGUGUCAUCAAGACGAUUAGCUGCUGAAAUGAAUAUUUCAAGAACAAGUGCACGACGAAUUUUACAUGAAGAUCUUGGUUAUUUUCCAUACAAGAAAAUAAAACAACCAAAAUUAACUGAUCUUCAAAAACAAAAGAAGGUGAAAUUUGCCAAUUGGGUAUUAAAUCAUUAUACCAAAGAAGACAACAAAAAAUGGCUCUUCACUGAUGAAAAGCAUUUUGAUUUAGAUGGUGUGUACAAUAUCCAGAAUGACCGUGUGUGGGCGGUCAGUAGAGAGGAGGCAGAUAAACAAGGAGGUAUACAUCAAAAAACAAAAUUUCCAACAAAGGUGAUGGUGUGGCUUGAAGUGUGUGGUGAGGGUCUGACAGUAAUGGUAAUUACCGAGGAUGGGACAAUGAACGCAGAAAGAUGCAUGAACGACGUUCUUCCCAUCGCUUUAAAAUCCAGUUACAAAAUGAUGGGAAACAACUGGACUUUCCAACAGGAUGGAGCUAGACCUCAUACACAUCAUCUAAGUCAAAAAUGGUGUGCUGAUCGUUUUCCUGAAUUUAUCCCAAAGGAUCGUUGA